Hemicordylus capensis (graceful crag lizard) is the source of this 3691-nucleotide messenger RNA. Its product is annotated as zinc finger protein OZF-like. The record is from RefSeq and is a predicted model, not a curated record. Gene Ontology annotation, biological process: negative regulation of transcription by RNA polymerase II. Gene Ontology annotation, molecular function: DNA-binding transcription repressor activity, RNA polymerase II-specific. The coding region runs from base 784 to 2445 and encodes 553 amino acids. The transcript has 4 exons. Lineage: Eukaryota; Metazoa; Chordata; Lepidosauria; Squamata; Cordylidae.
CUAGCAGGAUCCACCGCCUCCUCCCUCGCCUGCUCCGUUUCUUUUUAUGCAACUCGGUAGAGAGAUGGUGGUGCUGUGCAAAAGCGGACCCCGGGGAGCAAGUAGAUAUCCCAAGAGGUGGAGGAGCGGAUCACCGGCCGACAGGGGGAGCUCUGCCCGGGAUCCGCCGCCACCGCCUCCUCCUCCCUAGCCUCUUCCUAGCAGAAGCCUGGCAACCUGUGCGGCCCUCUCGUUUCGACAGGGCGAGUCCGGCGGGAUCCGGAGAGAGGAGGCAGGAGGAGGGUUAAAGGGAGCGAGUUGUGGUUCCUAGAGAGAGUCCAGGAUGGGGAGCGGGAGAUCUUUGCGCAGGAAGAGUCGCUUUCCCCGAUGGUCCGUCCCCCGCUUUGCUUUUUCUCCUUCAGGUGUCAGCUCCGCCCAGAGACCACCUGAGAGAAAGCUUAUCAAGUGUUGGGGCAGAGAGGCAGAAAGCUGAACCCUGAAGAAAGGCAAAUCUAGGACUUGAAAGGAUUUUGCACAGUCAGGAACGGGUGGUGGGGCCGGUGUUCGGGAUUUGCUUCCUUCCCAGGCAGGCAGGCUCAGUCCGAGCGAAGAGAGAGUCCAGAUUUGGAGGGAAGCAUAUACAAAGGAGAAAGCAGCUAUGCUACUAAUCAGCUAUUCCAAAGUGAGCCCACAAUUACUAGCAGACCAGCCGUUGUGAGAGGGGAGCACAAGGGGAGUUUGAGGAGGAGAGAGCUGUGAGGGACAGGCAGCAGUCGCUAAGGGGACAGAAGUCCAAAGCCAGGAAUGGACCAUCAUUCCAUCCCCAUGUGGAGGAAUCUGCCCUUCGUCUUCAUUAAAAAAAGGGGUCUGGUGGCUGUGAAUUUCUCAGAGGAGGAGGAGUGGGCUCUGCUGGAUCCAGGCCAAAGGGCUCUGCACAGAGACAUGAUGGUGGAAAUCCAUGGGCAUCUGGCCUCUCUAGAUGAUGGAGGGGAAACCGAAAGAGAAUAUGAACAGCAGAGAAGGAAUACAGAAAGAAAACAUGAGGAGGUUAAGAAAUCUUCUGCAACUGAGUGCUUUGAUUUCCUUGAAAUUCCACUUGAACAAAGGUAUGGUGAAGGAACCGAAAACAAUGAACUGCCCUCACAUGAAAAAAUCGUAACCAAAAAAAUCUUAACCAAUAAGUCAAGCUGUUGCUGUAGUAAAAAAAUUCUUACAGGUGAUAAAAAAUAUGAAUGUGCUGAAUGUGGAAAGAGCUUCAGCCAGAGCACGAAUCUUACUUCGCAUCAAAGAAUCCACACAGGGGAGAAACCAUAUCAAUGCUCAGAGUGUGGAAAGAGUUUCAUUUGCAAGGGUCACCUUAUUUCCCAUCAAAGAAUCCACACAGGUGAAAAGCCAUAUCAGUGCUCAGAAUGUGGAAAGAGCUUCAGCCAGACCUCCCAACUUACUUCCCAUCAAAGAAUCCACACAGGGGAGAAACCAUAUAAAUGUUUGGAAUGUGGAAAGAGCUUCAGCCACAGCCCAAGUCUUACUGACCAUCAAAGAAUUCACACAGGAGAGAAACCAUAUCAAUGCUCAGAAUGUGAAAAGAACUUCACUUGCAGGGGUAACCUUGCUUCCCAUGAAAGAAUGCACAGAGGAGAGAAACCCUAUGAGUGCUCAGAGUGUGGAAAGAGGUUCCGGCAGAGCUCAGCCCUUACUGACCAUCAAAGAAUCCACACAGGGGAGAAACCAUAUCAGUGCUCAGAAUGUGAAAAGAGCUUCACCUGCAGGGGUAACCUUAUUUCCCAUAAAAAAAUGCACACAGGGGAGAAACCAUAUCAAUGCUCAGAAUGUGAAAAGAGCUACACCUACAGGAGUAGCCUUGCUUCGCAUGAAAAAAUGCACAGAGGGGAGAAACCAUAUCAGUGCUUGGAGUGUGGAAGGAAUUUCAGGGUGAGCUCACAGCUUGCUUGCCAUCAAAGAAUCCACAAAGGAGAGAAACCAUUUCAGUGCUCCGAGUGUGGAAAGAGCUUCACGCAGAGCUCUGCUCUUACUUCCCAUCAAGGAACCCACUCAGACCAGAAACCAUAUAAAUGCUUUGAAUGUGGAAAGAGUUUCCGCCAGAGCUGGGGCCUUGCUUGCCAUCAAAGAAUUCAUACAGGAGAAAAACCGUAUCAGUGUUUGCAAUGUGGAAAGAGCUUCAAGUGGGGGGCAAGCCUUCAUACCCAUAAAAAUAUCCACACAAGAGAAAAGAGAUAUCGGGGCUCAGUAUGUGGAAAGAGUUUAAAUAAGACCUCAGAUCUUACUUCCCAUCAAAGAAUGCACACAGGGGAGAAGCAUAUCAAUGCUCAGAAUAUGGAGAGAGCUUCAGUUGGAGGUCAUGCCUCAGUUACCACCAAAGAGUCCCCAGAGGAGUAUAACCAUAUCAGUGCUCAGACUGUGGAAAGAGCUUCCGCCAGAGCUCAAAGCUUACUUAUCAACAAAUAAUUCACAUACGACAGAGACCAUUUACAUGAUUGCUGCUUGGGAGUUGUUGGUUUUUCAUCUCAUUGCUGUAAUACAUCUGCAUCCAUUUUUAGUUGAGAGAGGCAUCUAUCUGCUUUGGUUCUGGCCUGUGGAGAGCAAGAUUCUAAGUCCUCCUCAGUCAGGAAACUUGCCGAGAGCGGCCUCUGAGCUUUCUGUCUGGUUCAGUUGCCUCACAGCGUUGCUUUGAAUGUAGAAUGGAAUGGAGAAUCCAUCUAUCCCAUUCUGAAUACUGGUAUAUCAGGUGGAAACCCAAAAGGUCAUGAGUCUUGAUUAGUUACUCUGGAUUGAAACUUUCAACCUCCUCCUGUGUGCAGUUAAAUCCUUUGAAGUUCCUCUUAUGUUAGAGCAGCAGGGCCCAACAUGGGGUGCUAGGACCCCUUGGGUGCACUUAGAGCUUUCCUGCCCAUCAACGUCCAGCACUUGCAGUAUUUGUUCCCCAUCUGAGGAUCUCCAGCUAGAAGCUGAUUUUCCACUACCGAAUGGGAGGGAGGAAGAUGAAGUGCUCCCUCUUAAGUUGCGCGUGUAGGUGGGCACGCACAAAAUGCACCGCACCCCGUGCAGCGAUUUCAAGUAGCCAAGCAGUCUUGCCCUUGCCCGGCAACUGCCGCCACUGCCACCAGCUUCCUCACCACCAGCUGUUGCUCCCCCUCUACCGCCUCCCCCCCCGCAUGUUCUCUGCUGCUGCAGCUGUUGGCUUCCUCACCACUGGCUGUUGCUCCCAGUCCCCACCCCGCCCCAUUCUGUUCACUGCCGCAUGGGCUCUUGCCUCGGGAAAAUCAGCUCUGAAUUUUAAAGAAAAUAAGCUGCAGGUAUUUCCCACUUGUUCUAGAGGCUAUUUAGAUAUAUUGUUUAUCUGAUGCUUUUUGAUACCCCUUAAUUUCAAACAACUGCCUCCAUUCUGAUGGAAACCAUAAGAGCAAAUUUGGAAACAAAUACUCUUCUUUUCUGUUUUAACAGAUGUAUGUGUCUUAUGUUAACUGCUCUGUGUGCAGUGUGCACAUUUAUUUCUUGCUCUGUGCUUUUUGUGAGACAUUAUAUUAUUACAAGUGAAUUUUGGCCCGUUGAAUAACGGGCGCUAGUAACAGCGCUCCUGGCCCCCCGCCGCCAUUCCCCCUCCCUCCGCCGUUCCCCCCCUACCUUUAAGGGCCAAAUCGGCCCAGGCACUUGCCCCCGCCAGGCCGGGGAGACGGAGACCGGGGGCGGAGCG